Molecule: messenger RNA, 4610 nt
Organism: Lates calcarifer (barramundi perch)
Lineage: Eukaryota; Metazoa; Chordata; Actinopteri; Centropomidae
Exons: 11
Coding region: 329-4600 (1423 amino acids)
Biological process (GO): regulation of transcription by RNA polymerase II
Molecular function (GO): RNA polymerase II cis-regulatory region sequence-specific DNA binding; DNA-binding transcription factor activity
Source: RefSeq, a predicted model, not a curated record
GAUCUUCAUGUAGGAAGAACUUAUUGCGGGACUGCCUCCUUAGACUACAUUAAUACAUUUAGCUGGGUGUAACCAAAAUGCUGCCAACUGAGUGCGCUAGUCUCUAGAUUGACCGGUGUACGCCUGGUCAGAAACCAUGCGGACCCAUCACAACCACGCCUAUUUGGCCGCCAUGGCUACCGUAGAAACAACGGCUAGCUAAAUUAGCCAAGCGCUGUGGCUGAGGUUGGAAAAACACAGCUGUGUCCGUGCAUAUUGCGGUCUUUAUUAACAUUUAUAACGCGACCCGACCACUGACAGAGCUGGAGGGACAUAACCUAUACCCGGGAUGUGCUCCGUCGUCGGAUGUGAUUCGUGGCGUCGCAGUGCGCAACGGUUCAAGUUACCGGAGGAUCCGGAGAGGAGACUGGAGUGGGUUCAGUUUCUCGCUACAGUCAACAAGCAGCGUUUUAAAGAAUCGUCCUGGACUGAUAUAACCAUUUGUAGUGAACAUUUUAAAGGUGACUGUUUUAUAUAUGCGGCACCGACUGGCACGGUCCUGCUAACUCCCAGUGCUGUCCCAUCGGUGUGUCUCCAGUCGGAGUCACAAGAACCGCAGCCAGAUGUUGAGAGACCAAAACGUGUGGAGCCUGCAGAAACCACAGAAGAUGCUUCUAUGUGUGAUCAGCUUAAAACAUGUGAUAGUCCAUCUUCCCUUUCUGAAGAAUCAAGACUAACUUCAAUGGCUGCCCAAGGAGGCCCAGUCCCAAGAGGUGUAUCACCCUCAAAGGGUCCUUCAGAUACUCUUGUAUGUGGCCAGAUCCAACCAAAAAAUGUGAAUAUUGAUUUGAUCAGGGAAAAAGCUGCACUGCUAAAGAUGAAGGGGAAGUUUGUUGUGAACGAGAAACGCCUGCUCCAGUUGUUCAGCUGCAAGUGCCCAUUAUGCGGCUGUAAACUUCAGAUGGAGAAGGUCACCUAUGGCGUACUCAUCGUCUUGAACCAACAUUGCCUUCAGUGUGAGUACAGAAACCAGUGGAAAAGCCAGGUCAAUGCCAUUGUCCCGCCAACUGAAGACGUAACUCCAGAGGCAGCACCAGCAGAUGACUCAGGCCUCCCUGAGAUCGUUGCUGUCAUUGAUGAGGAGAGUGAUCCAAUGGACGCAGCAGAGGAAUCGAGUGAUCAGGGGAAUAUAGAUUCAGAUGAAGAUUGGCUGCCAGUGAGGAAUCCAUUUUCAACUAGAGUAAGUCAGAAGGAACCUGACGAGGAAACCGAAAAUGACGACACAGGGGAAGAUUUUGAUGAUUAUCCUCCACUCCCCGUCAAGUACAGUCAGCUCUGCGCAGAGUGUGGGAUGUUUUUCAAUAAACGGAGGCCUCACACGUGUGAGCAUAAAAUUAAGCCCUACUCCUGCAAUAUCUGUGGCAAGAGAUGUGUCAGUGAGAAUGCUCUGAAUUCUCACAGCAGAAUCCAUGAUGAAAACUAUGAGCAUCGGUGCAAAUACUGCCACGUUACGUUCAAAACAAAGGUGGACAAAAUCACCCAUGAGCAGAUCCACCUAACCCAAGGAAAGCCCUACAAAUGUCCCGACUGUUCAGAGACAUUUGCCACAAAUAAGGAACGCAAAAGCCACCUGGAGGUUCACAGAGGUCCCAAGCAGUUAAAAUGUCACAUCUGUGGGAUUGAAUUCCUGUGGCCCCUUUCUCUUCAGAGACACUUGGCUGUGCACACAGGCGAAAGGCCUUUUAAGUGUUCGGUGUGCCAGCGUGGCUUCAACCAGGCAGGUCACCUCAAAUCUCACAUGCGUCUGCACACUGGGGAGAGGCCUUUUAAGUGUCAGCACUGUGACAAAUGCUUCAACCACAACGUGAGCUUGAAGAGUCACGUCCAGCGUUACCACACAUCCAGUUCUGGGUGUGAACAGAAGAAAGAAAAGACAAUUGAAAGGGCAAGUGAUAGUGGUGAUGCUCAGAGUAAUGGGAACAGAAGAGGUGCAGGCUCAGGGCUUGAGAAUGUAGAGGAGGAACAGGAUACAGACGAGGAGGUGCAGCACGAGGGAGGAUUCAGGCAUAAAAAGAAAAGGAAAACCACAGGUAGACCCAUUGGAAGGCCUAAGAGUUAUGCAUCAGACAGUGUAGUUGUGGCAAUUCAGUUGGAAGAACCAGGUUCAAACACUAAGACUCGGAAAGUGCGGAAGUCAAGGAGAUCACAGCACAGCGAUGAAGAAAGUGAGGACGAGCCGACUGACAGUGACAUUACUGGCUUUGAUUCAGCAGAGGAGGAAGGGGAGAAAAGGAAGAAGGCGAUGAAGAACACAGCAAAAUCAAGGGGAAGAGCGAAAAAUUCAGACAGUGACUCUGAUUUUGACCCAGCAGAUAAAAGGAAAAAGCGAUACAGCAGCCAAAACAGUGGUAAAAGAUCACGGAAGCGCAAACAAAUGGAGCUAAAGAAUUCCGACGGGAUACGCCGGAAAACAAACCGCGCGAACCUCGCCAUUAAGCCACGCCCACUCAUGAAACCCCGCCACCACUACGCGCCACUGCUAGCUGGAGAGACCAAACACACACCCGGGAUGUGCUCCGUCCUCGGAUGUGAUUCGUGGCGUCGCAGUGCGCAGCGGUUCAAGUUACCGGAGGAUCCAGAGCAGAGACUCGAGUGGGUCCAGUUUGUCUUCGAAGUCAAUGGACAGCGACUUAAAGAAUCGUCCUGGACUGAUAUUAACAUCUGUAGUGAACACUUCACCGAUGACUGUUUUGAAAACUUGGCUCCGACUGGCGCGGUCCAGCUGAAGCCCAACGCUGCCCCAAAACAAUGUGCGAAGUCUCAGCCUGAGCCAGAUCAGGAGCCUGUGGAAACCACACAAGGUGCCUCUCAGUGUGAUCGGCUUGAGGCAUGUGAUGGUCCUUCUGAAGAAUCAGUAGCUGUCCCAGUAAGCCCAGUGCCGAGCGAUACUUCAGAUGCUUUCAUGUGUGAUUAUGGUCAGAUGCUGCAAAAGAUUGUGAAUAUCGAUAUGAUCCGGGAAAAAGCCGCGCUUCUUCAGAUGAAGGGGAAGUAUGUUGUGAAUGAAAACCGGCUCCUCCAGUUGUUCAGCAGCAAGUGCCCGUUAUGUGGUUCUAAAGUGAAGGUGGAGAAGGUUAUCCAUGGUGUACUCAUCGUCUUGAACCAACAGUGCCUUCAGUGUGAGUACAGAAACCAGUGGAAGAGCCAGGUCAAUGCCAGCGUCCCGCCAACUGAAGACGUAACUCCAGAGAGCGUGUCAGUAGAUGGCGACCACAGCAGCGUCACAGCUGUUGCCGUUAUCAAUAAGGAGGAGGACCAUAUGGAUGAAACAGAGGAAUCGGGUGAUGACGGUGAUGAGGAUUCAGACGAAGAUUGGAAUCCAACGGAUGAGAUGUCGCUGGCUAAAGGGCUUCAUAAUGAAUCUGACGAGGAAACCGAAGAUGAUUUUGAUGAUUAUCCUCCACUCCCUGUCAAGUACAGUCAGCUCUGCACAGAGUGUGGGAUGUUCUUCAAUAAACGGAAGCCUCACACGUGUGAGCAUAAAAUUAAGCCCUACUCCUGCAAUAUCUGUGGCAAGAGAUGUGUCAGUGAAGUUGCUCUAAACUCUCACAGCAGAGUCCAUGAUGAAAGCUAUGAGCAUCGGUGCAAAUACUGCCACGUUACGUUCAAAACAAAGGUGGACAAAAUCACUCACCAGCAGAUUCACGUAACUCAAGGAAAGCCCUACAAAUGUCCCGACUGUUCAGAGACAUUUGCCACAAAUACGGAACGCAGAGUCCACCUGGAGGUUCACAGAGGCCCCAAGCAGUUAAAAUGUCACAUCUGCGGGAUUGAGUUCAACCACCCCCGUUCUCUUCAGAGACACCUGGUUGUGCACACGGGAGUAAGGCCGUACAAGUGUUCGAUGUGCCAGCGUGGCUUCAACCAGGCAGGUCACCUCAAAUCUCACAUGCGUCUGCACACUGGGGAGAGGCCUUUUAAGUGUCAGCACUGUGACAAAUGCUUCAACCACAACGUGAGCUUGAAGAGUCACGUCCAGCGUUACCACGCGUCUGCUUCUGGGUGUGGACGUAAGAGGGGAAAAGUAAAGAAAACUGUAAGCGAUCCUAAUGACGAUCAGGAGAACGUCAGCAGGAGAGGUGCAGACUCUGAGCUGGACAAUGGAGAGGAAGAGCGUGAUAAAGAAGAGACGGUAGAGGAGGAGAGAAUAGAUUUGCCACAAAGGAGAACAAGGAGCACAAGCAGACCCAUAGGAAGGCCUAAGAGAAAUGCAGCAGGCAGCUUGGAGCUGGCCAGGGAAAUGCAAGGCCUGAGUUCACGCACCAGGACCAGAAAAUCAAAGAUGCAGAAGUCAAAGAGAACACAUUGCAGUGAUGAAGAAAGUGAGGAUGAGCCGACUGAAAGCGAUUUUUCCUCUGACUUAAAGGGGGAGGAAGAGGAGAGGAGUGAGAGAGGGAUGUUGAGCACAAGCAGAUCAAGAGGAAGGCCAAAAAUGUCUGACAAUGACUCUAAUUUUCAGCCGCAGGACUCGAAGAAAAAGAGGCGCAGCCGCCAGAGCAGUGGUAAAAGCUCAGGGAAACGCAGGGGGAGACCAAGAAAGAAUCAAGCAGUUGAAGACACUUGAGCUAAAAAAG